AGUACAUUUGGCUCAUAGUGAAGACUUUGGGAUCCAUGGGCAAGGCGCGUUCUUACUGCAUCAUCCACCCUGACUCGGUCUCUCACGCAAAGUUCGGCUACAGUCGCGCUGAUGUCACGAUAGAGUUUCCAGGCGAGUUCAAGACGGGCCAGGAUGGGCUGCGAGACUUUGCCUUUGACCGCGUCUUCGAGCCAAGCGCGGGACAGGCGCAGAUCUAUCAGGAGGUAGCACGGCCUGCCAUCAAGGACGUCUUUGAGCGGAUGGCCAACUGCUUGUUCCUGGCGGUUGGCGCGAGCGGCGGGGGCAAGACCUUCACAAUGACCGGAGGCACCAAGCGCUUUGAUGACAGGGGCCUCAUUCCCAGGAGCAUUUCAGCUGUCUUCGAGACAUUGGCUGCACGAACAGAUCGCGAAGAUUUCCGGGUGGCAGUGUCUUUCUUUGAGAUCUACCGGGAGCAAGUCAUAGACCUCCUGAGCAAGGCAUAUGCCGAGUCGGCUACACGCCACAUUGUGAGGAGUGAACGUGAGGCGUAUAAUCUUCUCUUUGAAGGAGACUCUCGCAGACAUUUCGAGCAAUUGCCGUCGAACUCAGAGACUUCCAGGGGCCAUGUCUUCUUUCAGCUCUACAUCACCCGGGCCAAUGCCGAGGCAGUCUUAGCUUUUGUCGACGUAGCAGCCCCAAGCCCCAAGCAGAGUAGCAUCGAUACCAGUAUAGCACAGAGCCUGGCUGCUCUUCGUGCAGUGGCACGGUCAAUGUGUGCGGGCUUGCCGGCAGAUCAGAACUCCACUUUGUUGACCCGCUUGUUGGAACAGUGGCUGACUCAUGACGACAUCGUCACGCUUCUCCCCCUGAAGUACCAGAGCUGUGGCGAAAGCUACGACUUCUUGCAGCUUGCUCGCAUCUUGCACCAGGCUCUGAAGAGCAGGGCUGGGGCUUGCGAAGGGCAUCCGAGAAAGAGCUCACCAGUCGCAGGUCCGAUGCCCGGAACUGUCGGCGCAUGCCCGGCCGAUACGACCUCACGCGACCGGCCUUUGUCCCACACGUUCACUCCCACCUUUGCAAUGCGAACCCCACGAAACCUGGAUGCUUGCGAGUGCAUCGGCCCAGACACUGAGGCGGCCCCAGCGAUCAGAUCUCUGGACAUGAAAAUUCCCACGCCUGCACGCAAUCGGUGCAGAGUGCCCAAGGCAGAGGCGCCCUCUGUACCACCUGGGCCGGUCCCAGCGGGCCAAGCGGCCCGAGUUUUUGGAGUCGACGUGCGGCAUCGGCACUCACUGCCUGUUGUGAGAGCGGGUGUCGCCAGGGAAGCGUCCCCGUUUCGAGGGCAAGCCCGUCCACUUGGCAUGCCCCAUAACCUUGUGAGCGCCCAUGCAACCCGUGUGGCGCAUGUGACUGUGAAUCCGCACGUGAACAUCACUCGACCCGGCUUAGCGAACGCUUCAGCAACUUGCACGUAUUCGCCUAUGCGUGGAGGGCGGUCGGCAGCUCGGAGGUGCAGGCCGUCCGUCUCGUAUUCGCCACUGCCUAUGCAAAGGGUGGUCGCCCGCCCUUACCACUCUGAAGGCCGCAGCCGCAGCAUCUCACCAAUGCCUGGCUCUGGCGUUACUUCAGCGCCUUUCCCGUGGGUCCCCAUUCCCGCUGGAGUGAAAUCCUGGGCUCCAGGCCAUGGGUGAGGUCGCGCUGUAGGCAGCUAGCAAAAUGUUGCACAGUCCUGCCUUCCUUGCCUUGCAGGAAGCAGCCUUCGCCGAGGGGAUGCGUAGCACGAAUGUGCUCUAAUUUCAAUGCACGGCCAAGCGGCCAAUUAGUUGGAGAUGCAACUGUCGGCUGUCGUGGGCUGCUUCUGGGAUUGAUCUUGUUGGACCCCGAAAGAAAGCCGACGGAGCAGCAUUCAUUCCUGUUUCACGCGUGGCAUUGUGUCGCCCAGUCUCGCUCAGCAGCAUGGAAUAUUGCAAUAAUUAGGUCAGUCUUCUCCGAGGUGUCGAGCUUGGCAUGUUGAACAGACUGA
Molecule: messenger RNA, 2005 nt
Organism: Effrenium voratum
Lineage: Eukaryota; Dinophyceae; Suessiales; Symbiodiniaceae
Source: the annotation of a GenBank genome assembly